Molecule: messenger RNA, 5234 nt
Organism: Caretta caretta (loggerhead turtle)
Lineage: Eukaryota; Metazoa; Chordata; Testudines; Cheloniidae
Gene: MIER3
Product: MIER family member 3
Biological process (GO): negative regulation of transcription by RNA polymerase II
Cellular component (GO): nucleoplasm
Molecular function (GO): histone deacetylase binding; transcription corepressor activity
Source: RefSeq, a predicted model, not a curated record
CAGCCUCCCUGGCCGUCUGCGGCUCCAGCUCCGGCUCCGGCUGCCAUUGGCUUAGCGGCCCCAUCCGGGCACUUGGCGCAGCGCUACUGCUCAGCCCGAGCGGUCCCAAUAUGGCGGAGGCUUCCUUUGGAAGUUCGAGCCCAGUUGGCUCUUUAUCUUCUGAGGAUCAUGAUUUUGACCCUACUGCUGAAAUGUUAGUACAUGACUAUGAUGAUGAGAGAACUCUUGAAGAGGAGGAAAUGAUGGAGGAGGGCAAAAACUUCAGCUCUGAAAUUGAAGAUUUAGAAAAGGAAGGAAGCAUGCCUUUAGAAGAUUUACUGGCUUUCUAUGGCUAUGAACCUACAAUUCCAGUUAUAGCAGGUUCCAGUGCAGAUAGCUCCCCAAGUGAACUUGCGGAUGAACUGCCAGAUAUGACUCUGGACAAAGAGGAAAUAGCUAAAGACCUCUUGUCAGGUGAUGAUGAAGAAACACAGUCUUCUGCUGAUGACUUGACACCAUCAGUUACUUCACAUGAAGCUACAGACUUCUUUCCUCGACCUUUAAGAUCAAACACUACGUAUGACGGAGAUAAGGAAUCGGAUGGUGAAGAUGUUGAGGCAGACACUUGUAAUUCAUCUGAAGAUUUGAGGAAGGAAAUAAUGGUUGGUUCACAGUAUCAGGCUGAAAUACCACCUUACCUGGGCAAGUACAGUGAUGACGAAAAGGUGUAUGAAAAUGAAGAUCAGUUACUUUGGAGACCUGAGGUGCUUUCAGAGAUUAAGGUUAAAGAAUACCUUUUUGAGACCUCGUUAAGAACUGGAAAUGAAAAAAAUAUUGGAAGAAUUCCUGAAGGAAUACACACACGGGACAAUGAACAAGCACUCUAUGAACUACUCAAAUGUAACCAUAAUAUAAAAGAAGCAAUUGAGAGGUAUUGCUCAAACGGAAAGGCAUCUCAAGAAGAGAUGACAGCUUGGACAGAAGAAGAAUGCAGAAACUUUGAACAUGCACUUCUGAUUUACGGGAAAGAUUUUCAUCUCAUACAGAAAAAUAAGGUGAGAACUAGAACAGUUGCUGAAUGUGUAGCAUUCUACUACAUGUGGAAGAAAUCAGAACGUUAUGAUUACUUUGCUCAGCAAACAAGGUUUGGAAAGAAGAGGUACAACCAUCAUCCAGGGGUAACGGACUAUAUGGAUCGGUUGGUAGAUGAAGCAGAAGCCCUUGGUGGAGCAGUACAUUCUUCAGCCUUAACUUCUAACAGCAGAACAGAGCCCAUUCCUGAUCAACAGCUAAGCAUUCUGAACUCUAUCACUGCCAAUGACUUGACAGCAUUGACCAAUAGUGUAGCUACAGUCUGCCACUCUACAGAUGUGAACUGCUUGGAAGAUGCCUUUUCUCCUCUGGACAGCUUACCCCGAGCACCAGUUAAUCAUGUGCCUGUUGUAACAGAAGAGUUGCUUACCUUGCCUAAUAAUGGUGAAAAUGAUUGUUUUAAUUUAUUUGAGACUGGAUUUUAUCACUCGGAGUUAAACCCAAUGAACAUGUGCAGUGAAGAGUCAGAGAGACCUGCCAAGAGAUUAAAAAUGGGGAUUGCGGUCCCUGAAUCCUUUAUGAAUGAUGUUUCUGUAAAUAACUUGGGUGUGGACUUUGAGAACCACACACAUCAUAUUACCAGUGCCAAAAUGGCUGUCUCAGUGGCUGACUUCAGCAGUCUAUCUGCAAAUGAGACAAACGGUUUCAUUAGUGCCCACACUCUACACCAACAUACUGCCCUUCACUCAGAAUGAUUCCAGUGGUGAACUACAAAAACAGUGGGUACUUAAUGCAGCAGCAGACUUGAUGAGAACUGUCAGGUUUGCUUAGUCUUUCACUGGAAGUUUGAACUUUAUGACAUCAGUGAUGUCUUUGUAUGUAUAGAACUAUAUCUUGAUUUAUCAAGAAUAAUUUCAUUUUUCAAUCCAUACGUGUGGAAAUGUCAAUGAUGUUCGGCAGAGUUUGGGAUUAAGAGAACUCUGGUGCAGCUUUAAGCUCUGCUUCAAUUUUUUUUAAAGCCUGUAGACAGAGGUCACCAUCUCAAAACCAGCACAGAAGUUGUGAACUGAUUGGAGUGGCUUUUGCCGUAACAGAUGCAGUGGAAUAACAAUGUUUACAGGUACAGAUCCUGAUUCCUGCUCAAUGUAGCAUUUUAUUUUUUUUAUAAGGCAGGGAUGGGUUUCUUUAAUUUAAACUGCACAAACAAGGAUGUUUUUUAAUGGAACCUUCUCUCAUGUGAUACUAAACUAGGGCACUUCGGUUUACAAAACAGCGAGUUCAUCUUGGUGGAAGCGAGCACAAGGGACUGUAUGAGCAAAGUGUGAAGACAUACACUUAGAUGCUGUUGCAAAAAUAUAGGCCAUGGCUACCUUACACAGAAGUAGUUAACUGCCAGAAGGUUUCUGUGUACUUAAACUUAUUGGCUAAACAAAUGCAUUUUAGAAUAUUGUAUUCUGAUGGGGUUUUGUCCACAACUUUGAAGAAUGUAAUGUAAUAAAUAACACCAGUUAUUGUGUAUCAACUUUUUUCUAAGGCAGCUGAUGUAUAAAGCCACAGUCUGCACAGUUUAGGAUUGACCACUAAAUGGUUUCUAUUUGGGACACACCUUAAAUUGUUUGGAGCACUGCAGUUCAUUUGAGAGACUAUCUAGAUUUUUAUAUAGUGCAGUACAACCUUGAAGUAUACAUUUGAAAAUUUUCUUUAGCAUGGAUUACGUUUAUUUCUUUUGGCAAGUCAUUUGUCUCAAAAUGGCAUUUCAGUACUUUUCUCAAUGGGGAUUGACAGAAGUACAAGUGCAUCUCAUACUCAAAAUAAUUGUUUAUUCCAAUCAAUUUUUUGGUGAAUAUUCAGAUGAAAUUUUGGGUGACCAUAAAUGAUUCCAUUUAAUACCCUUUUAUUUAAGUUGUGUUACAGAUUCCGACAAAACAUAGUAUUGGUAUGUGAUAUGCUUCCAGAGCAUACGACUUUCAGGUUUGUGCUUUUUUCAUUUUUUGUUUACGAGAUUCUGAAGUUUAUCCCAGUACAAUUGAAUUGCAGUAGGCUUUCCCACACGCACCCAGACUUUUCUUUGCACUGUCUGUAAUGCAGAUUUAAUUGCCACUAAUUUGCUUGCAUUUUUUUUAAUGCUUAAGUUUGACUGCAUUGGUAAUAUUUGUAGUAAUUGCUUCAAGGUUAUGCUGAGUAAUAUAGUAGUAGAGACUUUGGGUAGUAUUUGAAAGGGACGAGGGUAUUUAUUAUAUAUACUGUGAACUGCAUUGACAUCCUGAGUUUUGGAUGCAGCGUACCCCCGAGUUUUCUUUACAGCAUUGUAAUGAAGAUUGCUUUGAACUGUUUACGCAAUAGCACAUUUACCAUAAAAAUUAGUUUAGCACAGUGGACAAAAGUAGUUAGUGAUAAUUUGUUAUCCAUUCUUUAACUUAAAUCUGAAAUAUGUAAUUCUAGUAAGUACACAGUAAAUAACGGGUAGCCUUGGCCCUGUGUUGUACUCUGACAUUUGUAGCCAAGUUGUCAGCUUCUUGUUGCUGUGUUUUGUGCUGAACUUUGUACCUUGUUUCUUUUGUUUAUGAAUCAACACAUUUUAUGUACUUUUGUAAAAUACUAGCCAUAUUUUUUCAUUGUUAUACAUACAAGUUUAACUAUGGGUUUACAGUGGCUGGUCUGUAUAAAAAUCAUUACACAAAGAUGACUGAAUGCUUAUACCAGUUGCACUUAAAUGAACAUGCCCAUUCUCAUUAGCUGAUGCAGUAAUAUAUUCAGUUUAUCUAUGCAUUGCUGGGAUCUUAAUAUAGACAGAGACUUGUCUAAAGUUUGGAUUGUCAGCAAGUUGAAUGGACACUUUAGUUAUUUAAUAAAGACUUUUGACCAAAAUUCAGAAAAUGAUAUGAGAGAAAAAUGAUUUCCAGCUAGUUUAAUAGAUUUUUAAAUUCUAAUCUUAUUUAGCCUCUUGGCUAGCUAGCUGGUAACAUUUACUUUUAAUUCCUUGUUAAAAUGAGGCAAUAAUUUGCAAGAUUUGUAAAUAUGUACAUUCUGCAUAUCUUUUUAGAUAUCUAUUUCAGUAUUUUCUGACUACUUGUGUAUAGUAACAUUUUUGUGCAUGCUUGAUGUGACAUUCAUAAAUUUGUACCACUAUGACUUUAUCCUUGUAAAAUAGCUAUUUAUUGAAUUUUUCUUUUAAAAGCUGGACUUACCUAUUUUUCUCUCAGUUUAAACAUUUAAAUGGAGAACUUGUUACUGUUUAUUAAAAGAAUUGCGUUUUUAAGGGUCAGCAUGAAGAUAACUGAAUUGCAACCACAUGAAGAAAUUAUAUUGCCUUGAUUCUUGGAUGGUGAAGCACAAUUCUUGUAACAAACUGUGAUGAAUUCUUUGUCCUUUGCCAUGUGUUUUUUUUUCUUCAUAUGAACAAACCAAAAAUCCAUAAUGGGCAAUUGCAGUGUUGGUAGAUGUAUCUUUUCUGUACAGGGAAUCUGAAGAGGAUAGCUGAUUCAUUUAGAAGUGUAACUGGUGCUGUGAUUAUAGCAAUACUUUUUCUUUUGUUAGUCAUGUCAUCUUCUCAUGCUAGAUUUUUAAAUGUUUAGUUUUCCUCUUGUCAUGGUCAAACUGCUGAAUUUACUUGAAGGAUGUACAUUACUGUUUGCAGAAUACUAAAUUGUGUACAAUUAGGUCAAUGAAUUGUGCAAUUGUUUCCUGUUUUUAAUUUUUAAAACUGAGGGUCAAAAAUGUGUGAAAACUUCAGAUCCAGUAGAACAUAGUAUUACUACGUAAUUUAACCAAAGUCUCUAGUGAAUAUUUCAACUUUGAAUGUAAACUAAUGGAUAAACUGACCAACAGGGACACACUUUGCCCAGAGUUACAAGCACAUUAUCUACAAAGGGGAAACUAAAUACAGUAAUUUAUAAAAUGACAAGGUUACUAUUUUUUUAAUGUUUUUCACUUAAAGAAGGAAAUUACCGAUUAUUGUUUAAAAUAGUAUAGUUCUGAUUAUGGCCCAUUACGCCACCAGUGAUUCCAGCCUUUCCCAGUUUGAAAUAAGCACCCUGUGUAUAAUGACCUAAACCAGUGACAAUCGGAACAAGUUUUAAUAUCAGAUGUUCAAGAGGAAGUCGCUAUUGUUGCAUUGGUUUUAAUAUUUGUACAUAAACACUGAUUUUUUUGAGCAUUAUUUUGUAUUUGUUGUACUUUAAUACCUGGUGUACAGUUCCAGAAAUAAAUGUCUGGAAACCUUU